Molecule: messenger RNA, 10584 nt
Organism: Rattus norvegicus (Norway rat)
Lineage: Eukaryota; Metazoa; Chordata; Mammalia; Rodentia; Muridae
Gene: Ptpn4
Product: protein tyrosine phosphatase, non-receptor type 4
Exons: 27
Coding region: 468-3248 (926 amino acids)
Cellular component (GO): cytoskeleton; plasma membrane; cytoplasm
Molecular function (GO): cytoskeletal protein binding; non-membrane spanning protein tyrosine phosphatase activity; protein tyrosine phosphatase activity
Source: RefSeq, marked validated
AGCCGCCUCCCUGGAGUCACCCGCCGCCUCUCGCCGCGCGCGCUUCCCUGCUCCGCGGACGCGACAUUGUUCUUGAAGACUCCCGGGACCUGUCAGAAAUCGGGGCUCCGGGACUUGAAAGAGACUUGACUUCGGCUCGCGGGUUGCGGGGACCGCGGUACUUUCGGGGCGCGUGUGAGGGGAUUAGCUCAUCUCGCCGCGAGGUGCGAGCGCGUGCCUCCCCGCGCACGCUGGCCCCGCCGCAGCCCCGCAGGAUGACGGGGUGCAGGCGGCCCGCGGCCGUGGCGCGGCCGCUGUGGCGGCGGCUGUUCGCGGGGCGCUGAGGGCGAGCACCCGGACGCGGACCACGCGCCCCUUUCCCCCGGCCACGAGCCCGGGGCCUCCUGGCUUUUUGUAUUUGGAUUUUGUUUUUCUUUCCCCAGCCGAGAGGACGCGGCUGUGACAACGAAGGUUUUGUGCGGACAGUAAUGACCGCACGUUUCCGAUUGCCUGCUGGCAGAACCUACAAUGUCCGAGCAUCAGAGUUGGCCCGAGACAGACAGCAUACAGAGGUGGUUUGCAACAUUCUUCUUCUGGAUAACACUGUACAGGCAUUCAGAGUUAAUAAACAUGAUCAGGGGCAAGUUCUGUUGGAUAUAGUCUUCAAGCAUCUUGAUCUGACUGAGCGAGACUAUUUUGGUUUACAGUUGGCUGAUGAUUCCACAGAUAACCCAAGGUGGCUGGAUCCAAACAAACCAAUAAGGAAGCAGCUAAAGAGAGGAUCACCUUACAAUUUGAACUUUAGAGUCAAAUUCUUUGUAAGUGACCCCAACAAGUUACAAGAAGAAUAUACAAGGUAUCAGUAUUUUUUGCAAAUUAAGCAAGACAUUCUUACUGGAAGAUUAUCCUGUCCUUGUAACACUGCUGCUCUUUUAGCUUCAUUCGCUGUUCAGUCUGAACUUGGAGACUACAAUCAGUCAGAAAACUUGGCAGGCUACCUCUCAGAUUAUUCUUUCAUUCCUAAUCAACCUCAAGAUUUCGAGAAAGAAAUUGCAAAGUUACAUCAGCAGCAUAUUGGCUUAUCUCCUGCAGAAGCAGAAUUUAAUUACCUAAACACAGCACGUACCCUGGAACUCUAUGGAGUUGAAUUUCACUAUGCAAGGGAUCAAAGUAACAAUGAAAUCCUGAUUGGAGUGAUGUCAGGAGGAAUUCUGAUUUACAAGAACAGGGUACGGAUGAAUACUUUUCUGUGGUUGAAGAUUGUAAAAAUUUCUUUUAAAUGCAAACAAUUUUUUAUUCAACUUCGAAAAGAAUUGCAUGAAUCUAGAGAAACAUUACUUGGAUUUAAUAUGGUGAAUUAUAGAGCGUGUAAAACUUUGUGGAAAGCGUGUGUAGAACAUCACACAUUCUUCCGCCUGGAUAGACCACUUCCACCUCAAAAGAACUUUUUUGCACAUUAUUUUACAUUGGGUUCCAAAUUCCGGUACUGUGGGAGAACUGAAGUCCAGUCAGUUCAGUAUGGCAAAGAAAAGGCAAAUAAAGACAGGGUAUUUGCAAGAUCUCCAAGUAAGCCUUUGGCCCGGAAAUUAAUGGAUUGGGAAGUAGUCAGCAGAAAUUCGUUAUCUGAUGACAGGUUAGAAACACAAAGUCUCCCAUCCCGGUCUCCACCUGGAACUCCCAACCAUCGAAAUUCUUCAUUCACACAAGAGGGGACCCGGGUUCGGCCGUCUUCAGUUGGUCAUUUGGUAGACCAUGUGGUUCAUACAUCCCCCAGUGAGGAUUUUGUAAGUCAGAGAUCUCCAUCAUCAACGCAAGCUAAUAGCAUAGUUCUGGAAUCAUCACCAUCACAAGAGACCCCUGAAGAUGGGCAGCCUCCAGCUUUACCACCCAAACAAUCUAAGAAAAACAGUUGGAACCAAAUUCAUUUUUCACAUUCUCAGCAAGAUCUAGUCAACCAUACUAAUGAAUCCUUUGAUGUGCCCUCUUCCCCUGAAAAGUCCACUCCUAAUGGUGGCAUUCCACAUGAUAACCUUGUUCUAAUCAAAAUGAAACCUGAUGAGAAUGGAAGGUUUGGAUUCAAUGUAAAGGGAGGGUAUGAUCAGAAGAUGCCUGUAAUUGUGUCCCGGGUAGCACCAGGAACACCUGCUGACCUCUGUGUCCCUCGGUUGAAUGAAGGGGACCAAGUGGUACUCAUAAAUGGCCGGGAUAUUGCAGAACACACCCAUGAUCAAGUAGUCUUAUUUAUUAAAGCUAGCUGUGAGAGACAUUCUGGGGAACUUGUGCUCCUAGUUCGACCUAAUGCUGUAUAUGACGUAGUGGAAGAAAAACUAGAAAGUGAGCCAGACUUCCAGUAUAUUCCUGAAAAAGCCCCUCUAGAUAGUGUCCAUCAAGAUGACCAUUCCCUGCGGGAGUCGAUGAUCCAGCUAGCUGAGGGGCUUAUCACUGGAACAGUACUGGCACAGUUUGAUCAACUGUAUCGGAAAAAACCUGGAAUGACAAUGUCUUGUGCCAAAUUACCUCAGAACAUUUCCAAAAACAGAUACAGAGAUAUUUCACCUUAUGACGCUACACGGGUCCUUUUAAAAGGUAAUGAAGACUACAUCAAUGCAAACUAUAUAAAUAUGGAAAUUUCUUCUUCGAGUAUUAUAAAUCAAUACAUUGCUUGUCAAGGGCCAUUACCACAUACUUGUAAAGAUUUUUGGCAAAUGACUUGGGAACAAGGCUCCUCCAUGGUUGUGAUGUUGACCACACAAGUUGAACGUGGCAGAGUUAAAUGUCACCAGUAUUGGCCAGAACCCUCAGGAAGCUCAUCCUAUGGAUGCUAUCAAGUCACCUGCCACUCUGAAGAAGGAAAUCCUGCGUAUAUCUUCAGGAAAAUGACACUGUUUAACCAAGAGAAAAAUGAGAGUCGCCAACUCACUCAGAUUCAGUACACAGCCUGGCCUGACCAUGGGGUACCUGACGACUCAAGUGACUUUCUGGAUUUCGUUUGUCAUGUCCGAAACAAGAGGGCUGGAAAAGAAGAGCCGAUUAUUGUUCAUUGCAGUGCUGGAAUAGGAAGGACUGGGGUUCUCAUCACUAUGGAAACUGCUAUGUGUCUCAUUGAAUGCAAUCAGCCAGUGUAUCCACUAGACAUUGUAAGAACAAUGAGAGAUCAAAGAGCCAUGAUGAUCCAAACCCCUAGUCAAUACAGAUUUGUAUGUGAAGCUAUUUUGAAAGUUUAUGAAGAAGGCUUUGUUAAACCAUUAACAACAUCAUCAAAUAAAUAAGAAAGCAAAAAGGUUGGAAUAAGUACUGGGAACCUGAGUUUGUUACAUUCACUGUGCCAUAAUACUGCUUGCAGGAAAUGGCCUCUCACACAAAAAGUGAAGAACUCAAAGAGACCUCGAGAACUUCAGCACUACUGCACUUUAUGUUUCAAAAAGUCACUCAGAACUUACCACAUGUUUGAAUACUUUGUGCUUUGCUCUGAACAAAUAGUGGAAACUGGGUAUGUUCAGAGUAAUUUAUGGAAUUGUGAGGCAUUGCCAUGCAGUCCCUUCUGGUAGAAUUGCCGCCGACAAGGCUCAGAUUCUCAUCUCUGUCACACACCUGUACCUUGAAAGCAGAAGGAGUUAUCAUCAGGAGUCUGCUCUGGAUUUUCCCAGGGGUCAUGCCCUCACUCUACUGAUUACCAGAUUUUAUUUUUCAAACGUUAGCAAUACCAUUCUCAACAUUAGCCAGUACACUGCCUGUGGGUGCAGCACAUCUUCCUAACGUCCCCGUGGGGACCUGCUGUUGAGAAGAAAAUUGGAACUUGCUGUUCCCAGGAAAUGCUGCACAGUGUCCAUUUACCAGCAUCUUAUAGAAAUAACUAUGAAUUUUCUUGGAUUUAAUAAUGUAACUUAUAUUUAUCAUAAGGUUGGCUUAUUCCAAAUCAUGUGAUUUCACAGUCUUGAUGUAAAGGAAUGCAUGCAUCGUGUCUUAACCCCUUAAGUGCCUUGAGAUAUCUUUGUCUAAUGAAAAGGCACUCAUUUGACCCCAUAGGAGGUAUGUAUGUAUACUGUACAUUCUUAUAGUUUUACGAAUUUUUAAUGAGAUCACAGUGUUUUAAAAAGCUGUUUUAAAAACCAGCUUCUUAUGUUGAGAGUUAUACAAACAGCAAAGGGUAAGGCCAUUCUGUCUUUUACUCAGUGCUUGUACUUUGCCGUAAAAGCCAGGAUAUCUGUAUUCUGCCCAGAGUGCAUCUGCUGCUAUGGAAUUGUUCACAAUCUGCACAUUCCUUUACCGAAGGGAAGGAUAGGGGUUAAAGUUUAGCAGCUUAACUUAAAAAGAGGGUUUAUUCUUCAGAUUUCACAUUUACUUUAUCCUAAGGUAAGAAUUGAUGUUUAAUAUGUGCAUCAAAGAUAAAUAUAUUGGUAUUCUAGGUUACAGUGAGAAAGUCGAUCAGCUGGGUUAUGCACCCGUAACUGACGAGCUGCCCUGGAGCAUCAUCACUCCAAGGCCUGUCAGGCUGGCUCACACUGCUCCUUCCUUCCACUGGGGUUCUUCACACAAGGAGUUAAACACUUUAGCAUUCUCUAAAGUGACCCUUCCUUGUCAUCCAGUUUAUAUAUGCCUGUUAAAUUAUAAGCAUGUCAGUAAGUAGGCCAUCUUAACGGAAGAUCCAACUCCCAUUACAGAUAUGUCUGUUUUCCUUGUUUUAAGUCUGUGGAGACAGAUUUUUAAAAUUGCACAAUUUAAUGUGAGAACUUGCUCACCUAUUCACAUGUUAUUUUAUAAGGAUAUGGUUAAAAUAGACACAUUUACUAGUGGUUUUCAGAUUACUUCUGUAGUCUCGAUAAAACAUAGGUCCCAAUGGUAGAUAUUUUGGAAUGCUAUUUAGUUGAGGGAAUGAUACACAUUUAAAAAAUCUUUAGUAACAUAUAAAUUAUUGCUUCAGGUAUUCAGAACCCAUAAUAGUAAAAUUCAAAAGUUAAGCUUCUAAAUAUUAAUUGCCAGGGUACCAAAUAAAUUGGCACUUAUAAAUACUUCUUGUCUUUUUUUUAAAGAAAGAAAUAAACAUCUUUACAUCAAACAGAAGUCCCCUUAUUAUGAUUUCACAAGCAAGACAAUAAUAUAAGUUCGUAAGUGAACUAUAAUUAUACUCAGACAUUCCAUUCUGUAACCAGAGGCAAAUGUAAUUUAGGCUGGUAAGCUAUCAUUACAACUUAAAAAGGGGAAACAAGCUAGAGAUCUAUGUUAUAAAGCUAUUUUAUUUCAUUGGUGGAUUUUAGCCUAAAUUUUAUAUCUUGCCAUGUGGGUAGAAGGUGAUAAGUGUAGACAGGAAGAGAAAAGCUGUGUAGAAAGGCAGUGUCAUGGUUCGUUUGCUCUUCAAUGUAAAGCUUUGGGUACAUCUCUGGUUAGCACUGAUGUUGGCAGCAGGCAUUGCUGCCUUUUAAAUCAGCAGUGCUUAAUCUGAAAUGACAAGUGUAGAAUUAAAUUCAAAUUUAUCAUAGCAGUUUCUUAUCUGAGAACUAUGCUCCAUUCGUGUUUUACAUCUGAAGACAGCCCUUUUAGAACAUUUAUUAGGAUCUUAAGCUAAACUUAGCCUUCACAAAUUGUUAAUAUAGAUAUGCUAACUAAACUUUCCUAGUUACCUAACAGAACACUUGUCUUUUCCACCUAAGCAUCUAACCAGUUUAUGAAUCUAAAUAGGUUACUAGAAAUAAUGCUAGUUUUCAUAUGCCAAGUACUGCUCCACUCCAUAGAUAUUGAUAUAAUAUUGUGUGACAAAAACCAAAUUUCUUGAACCAAACUACUUUUCCAUUACUACUUAGCCACCCUUAAGCUCACACCCCAACAAACUCAAGAACAAAUCAAUGCAUUUCUUCGGACAAGGAGAAGUUAGUAUUGGUGAGUUAGGGCUUCUGUACAUGCUAAGAGUAAAUAUGAAAAUUUUCCCUCUCAAAGUUCACAUGACUUUUCUGCUUCUUUCAUAGGGCAUUUAGUUUUGUCAGCACUAGAUGCUCUGUAGUAAUCUUUUGGAGUAGACUUUGCAUUCACAAAAAGAAUAGGUUGUAUUUGUUAAACUAAUCCAUUCAUUCAAAAGUGAGACAGAAUAAACAGCCCAAGAACAGUUUUUGUAUAGCUUGCUGGGACAAGUAAUUGGGAAAGGGCAAUGAUUGAUCAUUUUGACUUCAGAAUAAAGGUAACAUUGUAUAAAAAAUGACUUCACAAGCAGUUAUGCUGAGCCAUUAGGACAGAUGCUUGAAAAUUUGGGGUACUACUGUAGCUGCCUUCAAAGAGAAACAUCAGUGUGUUGGUUUGCAUGUGUACUUACUUCAUAAAGACAUGUUCACAGAUUGAAAGGACUUUUAACCAUGGGGUUGUUUAUAUCUCUUGGCAGACCAAGUCUAAUGAGUUAUUUGAAAAAAAAAAAAUCUCCAUGUCACUAGAAGUAGUACUACACCUUGAGAGCUAAAAAUUUGAAAGAUUUUAUCCACUCUCUGUGUCCUUGUUAUUAUAGAAAGGACUACAGGCCCAACAAUUAAUUUAGCAGAAUCUGCUCAUCUUCAGGUUUUCUAAUUCUCAAUUUAGUGUCUCUGUAUUAGACUGUAGCUUCAGUAAAUUGUGACAAAUGCUUGUAAGUUUUUCUACUUGGGAAGUAUGCUCAGUGUUGUCACUUAAACCUGUAACACCUUAGAAGUUGGAAAGGAGACUUCAAAAGUGAUGCCAAUGAGGACUUGGACUCAGUUUUCUGGUGCUUCCCAGACAGAUUAGCAUAAACUAUUGUGAAGUAUUUAGGCUGAUACACAUGCAGUAUAAAACUGAAAUGCAAGUAGGAAAGCAUUUUUAAAGCACUUAAAACGUGGACCUGAGAUUUAGAUCUUAUACCUACUUACAAAAUAAUAUGUUCAUGUGAACAUGUGAUAAAAAGGAAAUAUAGCUUGUUUAGCAGGAAGAGAGAAGGAAACAUGAACUUAUAGCAAUAUGCUAUUUAAUGUCUGUGUUUUGAAUAUUUAAAAUAUCUGAUGGUAAAAUUGCCAAAGUAGUUUGAAUUCAUGUAAGUUGUUUAUACUACAACAAUGUGGGAUAUGUUUACAGGCUCUUUAUAGUGCUUACUUUGUAGUUCUGAUGAAGUUUGUAGUUUGUAUUUAAGUCAUUUAUAGUAAAUGUAUGAUAAAUAUUUGCUGGAAUAAAUAUCUCAGUAAUAUAGCAAAACGUAUCUAAGUAAUCCCACAGUCUGCUUUCAUACAAGGUGCUUUGUCCAGAAAAGCAAGUACUUUGUGACACCAUUGCUUACACCCCACAUUUGCACCAACUGUCCAACUACAUUCCUGGAACCCUGUGUGGUGGGUGCUGCCUCCAAGUAAAACAGCUGUGUUACUAUAAUUAUAUCAGAGUUACUAAUCUAUUAACAGAUAUUUGUGUCUCAGUGUGAUCACAAAUUGAGUGACUUUUAUGAAAUUCUUAGAAAAUUAUAUACAUGCAAAGAAAUUUAUUUAAUCUUAAAACUUUUUGAGGGCUAAUUGCUAAUAGAUAAUGUUAUCAAUUUUAAGAGUAAAAGAAAUCAAUCCCAGAAUUAUAUGUUUUGAGUUCUGCUUUUUACCACAAUUCUUAUUUUGCAUAGAUUUCAUUUACUCUUAGUAGUACUUAUUAUAAUAUAUUUCUCUAUGUUAUCAGAAACAACAACCCAUGUAUUCCGGCCCACAAUUACUUGAUUUUCAUGCCUUAUUGAAUUCUUUUGAGUAGGUACCAUAAUGUUAUUUUCUGUUUCCAUCUAUCAGUGUGACGCUGCUUAUUUUACAGUUUUCUACUGUGGAACACUGUUGAUUUCUAAAGUCAUUAUUUAUUUUUUUUUUAAGUCCUCCGAAGGUAAAUGAGCAGCCAUUAGUUCUAGCUUUUUGGUGGCAGUCCAUCUGUAUUGGCUAGGUAUGGUUCAGUGCAUAAACAAGUACACCAUUUUGCAGAAAGUUAUUAGCAAUAUUUCAAGUUAAAAACUACACUGUUCAGGAAGAGUUCAAACGUUUAACUUCCUGGAGCCUUGUAAAUUUUCCAGUAUAAGAAUGAAAAAGAAAGCCUUGGUAAGUUCAUAAAAGUUUCAAAUAAACACUGUAGAGUUUUCCUAUUAUGUAAAUGAUAUACAGAAAAUAUUUUUCUAUGAACAGAAGGUUAAAACUGUUAACUUUAAUUUCAUUGCUUAAAAGGGAUAAAACAAUAUUUGUAUGUCUUUCAUGCUGUAAAGAAAAUGAAUGUAUCUUUCAAAUGUUAGAGUCAUUACUUGAUUGUAAGUAUAUGUGUUUUUAAAAAUCUGUAAAGGGUUGAAAAGAAGAGUAUUACAAGUCAUUAUGUAAGACGCAAUGUUGGAAGAAAUGGAAUUUCAUUAUAAAUGAGCAGUCACUAUCAAAGCAUAUUUCAGUAUAGUGCAUAUUCAUUUUCACAUUGCUUUGUUUUAUCUCUAGAAAUGUUUCUUAAAAAUUGUGUAUACUGUUUUGGGUAUACACUAAUUGGUUUCUACACUUGUGUGUUAGGCUCAGUGUGCUGCUGCAUGUGUCUACCAUGGGGAAAAGUUACCAAGUUUUGUCAAUGUCGAAGCCACCAAUGGGGGCAUCAUUGUUAGAAUGUGAAACCCAUGCCUAGGAGCCACUGCAGCAACUCUGUGCAGAGGCCUCUGACUGUGCUAAUGUGUUUCCCUUUUUAUCUUCAAUGACAUGGAUAGUAAGACUACUGGGCCCAACUCUCCUGACUUGUGGUGGUUUGUAUGCUUACAACUUUAUUCAGCUAGUGCCCGUAGGUGUGAAUGAUUUGUUCAUUAGCUCUUUAAAUCUAGUAUUUAUCAGUUAUUAAACUUGAUGAAAAUUGGGAAUUCAUUGUUUUGACACUUUUCUAGCCAUCCAUACUAAUUUUAACUCAUCAUGAUGGACCCUGAACAACCAAAAAGUGAUCCCUGGUUAGUGUCAGAUUUCCUCUACCCCAGCAUUUACAAGGUUGACUGAUGACUUAGAAGUUGCAUUGUUAAAUAAAGUCACUGCCAAGGAUCAUGAAGGAGGUAGCUUUCUCUAAACUUUGGCCCAGAGAGGCUGCUUCCUGGUUCCCUAGAUGGACUAAAUAUCUGCUGUGUGUCUUCAUAUCCUCUAUAGUCACAAUUAGGCCUAGUUUACCUCUUAAAAAUUUUUUUGUUUUCCACUUAUAUUUGCCUUCCUGGGGAAGGAAGAUUCAACCCAAUUCUAUGAUUCUCUGGAUUCAUUUUUCCAAGUUUUUCAAUGAGUUAGUGAGAUUCCUCAUUCAUGAAUCCUGUAGAGUGUGUCCUUUUCCAGUGCUAAAAUUGAUUUCAAAUAGCACUUUAUUUCAUGCUUACUACUGAUUUAAUUUAUACAUUAAAAAUAUCUAUCCUAGGAAUUUUGUAAAUACAGAAAAGCAAUUGAUUAGUAGUAAAGUUUAUUAGAUUGGCCCCAAGUUUAAAUGCUUUAUAAUGAUCUCUUGAUAGCUUCUUUGAUAUUUAAGAGGUAACCUAUGUGAUUGAAGCUCUGCCAUUUUCCUGUAAUCUGUGUAGUACAGUGGAGGCUGGCCCAGCUGGCUGUAUUGCUGGACUUACUUCUCUCAGCUAGCUUCAGCCAAGCUUGGUUGCUAAAACUGUUGAUCUGCUCUGCAUUUUGUGGACAUGACAUGAAUGUUUGGAAAGCUGUUUUUUGUCAGUGUAGUACCUAGAGAUUCAGUAGAUGCUGCACCACCAGUUCAUAGUUUAUAUGGAAGACAAAGGACAGAAUUUAUGACAUAACAGUUUCUGUUAAGCUGUUUUCAUAUUCUGCCAGGACAGUAUAUCUGCUGUAAAAAAAAUAAAAGUUGUCUACCCUAGUGGUGCCCAGCAUCAGAACACACCAAUUAUAAACCAUGCUGUGAGCUUUUCAAAUAAGAAAGGCUGGUCCUUGUUUUCUAUAGUGCAGGUUAACUUUAGGACUGAUGGCUUAUACUUAUCAGUACUAUUUUAAACGUUAGCUUAAAAAUUAUUUUUAUGUAGAGGGUAUUUUAAUUUGGGAACUUUCUUUUCUUGUAAUAGGUGCUAUAUGUAAAUAUGGAGUGAGAAUUUGCUUCAUUAAAGGUCUAGCUUAUUUCCUUAUUAAGGUAUUUUUCAUUUCUGUUUCCAUUUCAUGGUUUGUACUAAACUAAUAGCAGAAUGAAUUAGUCCCUUAAGGCUGUAACUACCUUUUCUCCCAGUUGUACAAAAAUAUCUCCAUUCGGUUUCAUCUCAGAUUAAGAGGCAAAGAAGCUAAGAAUGAAAACAAAAUGCAUAAGCUUGAAUUUGGUCAACACUGGACUAUUUGAAAUGAUCACUGUGUAUUUGUCACUGCAGUUUACUGUGUCUGAAAGGCAUUGUGUGUGUGUCUUAAUUUCAGUGAAAAUCAGAAUUCCUGCCAUUCAUGUUUAAACAAGUCACACAUAGCAACAGUGAACAGGAUAAAAAUGCGGGUUUGCAUUGAAACCGUUUUAGUCCUAACCUCAAUUUAUAUUAUGCAAAACACAUUUACAGACAUUUUGUUGGUUAUGUUUCAUUUUGAUUUAGUACUUGUUCAGGUACAAAUUCGAAAAGAAAACAAUAGCUGUUAAUGUUCGAUUGAGAAAUAAAGAUCCUCGUUAGUAACCUAA